This is a messenger RNA of Aphanomyces astaci, 1664 nucleotides long. RefSeq lists its product as hypothetical. Gene Ontology annotation, molecular function: protein dimerization activity. The transcript is spliced from 2 exons. The record is from RefSeq and is a predicted model, not a curated record. Bases 88 to 1143 code for a protein of 351 amino acids. Lineage: Eukaryota; Oomycota; Saprolegniomycetes; Saprolegniales; Verrucalvaceae.
GCCGUAAGAUGCGUCUGCUUCGUGCUUGGGCGUGAUCACUUACUUCACUGACUGUCCAGCAGUACACAGUAGUGACCACGUACAGUCAUGGAGCAAAGGAUGGUGCUAACAGCAGGCAACACUACAUUUCCUGCCUCGUCGACAACGAGCUCGUAUGGCCCUAUCAUGGAAACCAGAUCAUCCCGGAGACCAAGUACUAGCACUACUUGCAGUGGCAAGGACGAGAAGCACGACCAGCACACGCCGUUUCCGACGAUGCACAUCAACCUCGGUGUCGUCGACAAGAAUGGCGGAACACCCCAUCAUCAUUGUCCCCUCAGCAUGCCAACCAACCGACCGCCUUCAUCGUCGACGAGUCCGUCAGACCAUUUUGGAUCGGAAAGCCACACGCCGACGAGCACACGGUCUCCCACCGCCGACGUAUCUCGUAAACAGCGCCAUAACCUUCGAGAACAGCGUCGCAUCUUGCGUCUAGGCAGUCAGUUCGACCAUCUCAAGGCCACGCUGGAAGCUGCUGGGCUGAUUACGAACAAGAAGGACAAGCACAGCAUCCUGCAAGCCACGAUCGAGUACAUUGCUGCCCUCGAAUAUGAUGCGCAUGCUCGAAUGACACCAUCUUCGUCUCAACCAACCAGUAUCUCAUGUACCUAUGGAAAGAAGGACCAAAACUCGAUCCCCACUACGACUCCUCCCAUAUUCACCAACGACCCCAUGGAUUCUGCAGACCUCCAUAUUCGUUCCCUUCGAACGCAUCCUCAUUCCAUCGAGUACCUCUGGAUGCCAGAGCUCGUCGCCGACUCCACCGCAUCCUUCCACCAAGUGUUUCUGCAUGCAAGCGUCCCGUCGGCCAUCGCCCGCCUCGACGGGUCCUUGGUGCAUGCAAGCCAUCUCUUUCUCCAACACUUUCCCAACAGUAUGGGCCUCAGUUUGUACGGUCUGUGCGUGGGAUUGCCAAAUGUGCACAAGAUGCAGUCCCUUGUGACCACAAUCAUUGCGGGUGAUGGUCGCUCCGCCCAAACCAAGAUGACGUGGCAAGCUCCUGGGACCUCUCCCAAGCCAGUGUUUGUGUCGGUGGCGUUGGUUCGAGAUGCCACCGGCCAGCCCGUGAACAUCCAAUGCACCGCCCUUCCCAUGGUGGCGUAGAGCUAGCAGCUGUACGCUAUAGUAUUAUUUAUUAGUAUACCGCAAUAGAGACGGCGGCGUUUGGUCAUACUUGUAUAGGAUUGUAAAUGUCACAGAGUGGCCAAAGGUCAGAAUGAUGCUGGCCGAGGGUCGUUGGUGCGGUCGAGAGGGUCAGAUUUGGACAGUGACGCAACCGCUUCCUCGUGCAACGUACGCAACAGCACGUGCAUGUCGGCAGGAGUGUACCGUUGGUUCAUCGCGCGAUACUUUUUCAGCUGGAUCACACCUACCAUCUCCUUGACCUUCCACCGACCAUAGUGCACCGCGCGUUUGAUGUCGCUGUCCGCUGUCAAGUGUGCCUGGUCGAAGAAUGCCGCCUUUGCCUUCUCACGCACGUAGUCCAGGCCCAGGGGGUAGUCGCGGCCGACCACAAGCACCCGCUUGUACACAUCGCGCACCAGCGGAAGCAUGCUGGGAUUCGAAACUGGGAAUGAUCGUUGAUGGAACAACGUUUGGAUUGGCUAAAAUUCACAACUUCUUUC